GAAGAUGGACAAUUGAAUAGAGACCUCCACACUGUACCAUACACACAUCGCUCCGGAACAUGCUGGAUAAUAGAGGUUCAAUCUCCUUUUCUGCGUCGUCGAGGCUGUGGUAGGCAUGCAGAUAGGCCGGCCGCUGAGUGAGUCGGAGUCAGUGCGUGACCACCCACAUCGUGUGCGGCGCCGUGCAUAUAUAAGACGUAAGCGCGGGACCGCCUCCUCCCCACAAAUCGCAACCGCCACGCCCACCCCCGCCAGCUACAUAUCUCUCGCAUCGCAUCCCCCGUCUCUAUUUACCACCCUAGACGAUAGACAUCAUGGGCGACAUGGACUGGGACAGCAAGGUCGUUAUCGGCUCCAAGGGCAAGGUCCCGAAGGUGACCAGGACCACCUCUGAUCUGAAUGGGAUGCAGGCACGGCGAACCGGUGCUGUCGUGGCUACAGACAAGAAAGUGACAGCUGGGAUGAACAAGGCUCACCAAAGCACCGACCACCAACGGAUAGCCAAGCUCGACCGUGAAAACGAGGUCGCGCCACCGCCCAAGAUCUUGCCCUCCGUCGGGAAGGCGAUCCAAACAGCCCGCAUGGAGAAGGGGCUCACGCAGAAGGACCUCGCGCAGAAGGUCAACGAGAAGCCGUCCGUCAUCCAGGAUUACGAGUCGAGCAAGGCCAUCCCGAACCCGCAGGUCCUCGGCAAGCUCGAGCGCGUGCUCGGCGUGAAGCUCCGCGGCGCGGACAUCGGCAAGAAGCUGGGGGGACCGAAGGCGUCGUAA
Molecule: messenger RNA, 770 nt
Organism: Fomitopsis serialis
Lineage: Eukaryota; Fungi; Basidiomycota; Agaricomycetes; Polyporales; Fomitopsidaceae
Product: ylMBF1
Exons: 4
Coding region: 315-770 (151 amino acids)
Cellular component (GO): nucleus
Molecular function (GO): DNA binding
Source: RefSeq, a predicted model, not a curated record